AUGGCCAACUACAGGCGGCAAGGGUCCCACUUGGCCCAGUUCAUGAGGGAACAGCUGAACGUGGCGCCAACCACCGAGCCCGAGGAGGAUUUCAGCAACAUCGACAAUUUGGAUUUGUUUGCCAACACGCAGUUUUUCGAUUUUGAUACCCAGACCCAGACCGACUUCAAGCCCGCUGCCGACAGCCCGGCGUCGUCGAAACCCGAGCCGACAUCAGCCACGUCAACGAUCCCAGGAGAAUUUGGGAGCAUGGACUUCAACAUGAACAAUGGAGAGUUCAACUUUGGCGACUUCAACAACGCAUACGCGUCUCCCACAUUAAACAAUUUCCCCGAUAACCUCGGAAGCCUGCAGCCUAUCCAGCCAAACCCACAGGCUGUUUACCCUGCCCAGCACACCUACGGGAACCAUGCCGGUAGUCAACCCAAGACGGGUGACAAGCGCCGGGCCACUGAGCCCCAGGCUCGCGCCAUGAACAUGGAGGAGGUUUCAAGGGUCGCGGCCGAGGAGGACAAGCGCCGGCGGAACACUGCCGCCAGCGCUCGGUUCCGCGUCAAGAAGAAGCAGAGGGAGCAGGCACUGGAGAAGAGCGCCAAGGAGAUGUCCGAGAAGGUGGCCGCGCUGGAGCAGAAGAUCACACAGCUGGAGACGGAGAACCAAUGGUUGAAAAAGCUGGUUAUCGAGAAGAACGAAGGCACCGCUCCCAGCAAGGCCCCAUCCAAAGCCACUGGCGAGUCUAAGAAGGAGGACAAGGCUGAGGCUGAAAUCAUCGCCAAGACGGACGGGGCGCCGGACGGAAAGAGGGCCAAGGCCGAAACAUCCUCAUAG
Molecule: messenger RNA, 828 nt
Organism: Diaporthe citri
Lineage: Eukaryota; Fungi; Ascomycota; Sordariomycetes; Diaporthales; Diaporthaceae
Exons: 2
Coding region: 1-828 (275 amino acids)
Biological process (GO): regulation of transcription by RNA polymerase II
Cellular component (GO): nucleus
Molecular function (GO): DNA-binding transcription activator activity, RNA polymerase II-specific; RNA polymerase II transcription regulatory region sequence-specific DNA binding
Source: RefSeq, a predicted model, not a curated record